Molecule: messenger RNA, 1392 nt
Organism: Daucus carota subsp. sativus
Lineage: Eukaryota; Viridiplantae; Streptophyta; Magnoliopsida; Apiales; Apiaceae
Product: probable trehalose-phosphate phosphatase J
Exons: 10
Coding region: 92-1201 (369 amino acids)
Biological process (GO): trehalose biosynthetic process
Molecular function (GO): trehalose-phosphatase activity
Source: RefSeq, a predicted model, not a curated record
UCCCCGGACUUCUGAAUUCCUUUUACCCAACUGUCUCCUCUGUUUUCUCUUGUCUAUUACCUCUGUUUUUCUCUGUUUAUUUUCUUGAAACAUGACUAACCAAACCAUGGUGGUUUCCGAAUGCACGUCGGGCAUUAAUGUGGUUGCCAUGACUGUGGCAAUGGCCAACUCUUCUCUCUUCUCCCCGGUGGCUGCAGCGUUGCCUAAGCCAUCGUUUGGAGGAGGAGGUGGUUACAUUGCCAUUUCGCGAAACAAUUCAAUAAAGAACAUCGAUAUUAACAACGGAGAAAGAGUUAAAAGGGUUCAUGCAUGGGUAGAGACCAUGAGAGCUUCUUCUCCUUCUAGAAAAUCUUCUUUAUCUCAAACUGAUGACCAUAAAACUUGGAUGAUUCAACAUCCUUCAGCACUUGGGAAGUUUGAGGAGAUCAUAGAAGCCUCAAAAGGGAAGCAGAUUGUCGUGUUCCUCGACUAUGAUGGUACCCUUUCACCGAUUGUAGAAGACCCCGAAAAAGCUUUCAUGACAUCUGAAAUGAGGGAAGCCGUCAGGGAUGUAGCUAAGUACUUCCCUACAGCCAUUGUCAGCGGAAGAUGUCGUGCCAAGGUACACAAUUUUGUAAAAUUAUCAGAGCUUUUUUAUGCCGGAAGCCAUGGCAUGGACAUCAAGGGACCAGCUAACAGUAACCAUGGAAUUCUCUUCCAACCGCCUAAAGAAUUUGUACUAAUGAUGAACAAUGUCUACAAAAUUUUGUUGGAAAAAACUAAACUGAUUCCUGGAGCCAAGGUGGAAAACAACAAGUUCUGCCUAUCUGUACAUUUCCGACGUGUAGAUGAAAAUUUAUGGGUUGAUUUAGCGGAAACUGUUAAAUCAGUACUGAAGGAGUACCCGAAGCUGAGAUUAACUCAAGGGAGAAAGGUUCUGGAGAUUCGUCCGACAAUCAAAUGGGACAAGGGAAAAGCCCUCGAGUUUUUACUGCAAUCACUAGGCUAUGAGAAUUCAGAAAAUGUCUUGCCUAUUUACUUAGGAGAUGACAGAACUGAUGAAGAUGCCUUUAAGGUACUACGUAAAAGAGGACAAGGAUUAGGCAUUCUUGUGUCCAAAUUUCCAAAGGAAACAGCUGCUUCUUAUUCUUUGGAGGAACCAUUACAGGUUAUGCACUUCUUACAGCGACUUGUGGAAUGGAAAAGAUCAUCAGCAACAUAACAGCAGGAAUAGUAGGCUUACUAUAAUUAGAUGGAUAGAAAUUGUCAAUUAAAUUCCCCUGAAAAUUAUUACUCAGGGGUUUGGAUUGUAACUUUUCUUGCUUGAUGAAUAAACUUUUGUAACACAAAUCAUGUCAGUAAAAAUUACUGACAGUGAUUUAUGGAGAAUUAUGAAUUAUUGACAUUAAUUUA